Messenger RNA from Gordionus sp. m RMFG-2023, 1956 nucleotides. Its product is annotated as protein angel homolog 1-like. Gene Ontology annotation, molecular function: 3'-5'-RNA exonuclease activity. Lineage: Eukaryota; Metazoa; Nematomorpha; Gordioida; Chordodea; Parachordodidae. The transcript is spliced from 4 exons. The record is from RefSeq and is a predicted model, not a curated record. Bases 33 to 1358 code for a protein of 441 amino acids.
UAUUUUUUUGCUCAUUAGAAAAGGAUAUAAAUAUGAGUUUAUAUCCAACUUUCGUGCAUUUUAAUCGUUAUUAUAAAAGCAUAUUAAUUCAGCAAGAAAGAUUGAAAAGUCAAUAUGAUGAUUCAAGCGAUGAAUCUCCUUAUGUAAAAUUUAAUAAUCCUAGAAAAUGGCUCCUUACAGAUUAUGGGAACUAUUUUGAGAACAUUAAACCAUUUAUGUCACAUUGUUCAGAAAUAACAAUGGCAUCAUAUAAUGUAUUAGCCCAAUACCUUAUUGAUACGAAUAUGUAUUUAUACACUGAAUGUCAAGAUGAAUAUUUGAAGUGGGAAUAUAGGCAAAAAAAUUUGUUAGCUGAAAUUAAAGAACUGAAUUGUGACAUAUUUUGUUUUCAAGAAAUACAAGCUGACCAUUAUAUUAACUUUUACUAUCCAGAGAUGACCAAACUUGGUUACGAAGGCGUUUUUAAAAAACGCACCCGCUCAAAACGCGAUGGUUGUGCCACAUUUUACAAAUCUGAUGUACUAGCUCUCGAAUCCGCUCGUGGUGUGGAAUUUUACCGACCUCGUCAAGGUUGCUCUUUGUUAGAUCGUGACAAUGUAGCUUUGAUUCUAAAUCUACGCCUCAAACAUAAAAGUCUCAAUACUGUUAGCAAUACCAAUAACGUAGGUGGAAGACGGAUCUGUGUGGCCAACGUGCACCUUCUGUUCAAUCCUAAACGAGAGGACGUCAGACUCGCUCAGAGCAUAGCCUUGACUGCCGAAAUCGAAGCGGCCCGCAUUAAUCAUGAAGUUAUUGGGAAACCUAAAGUUGACGAUAAAGAUGAGAAUAGUGACAUAAAAUUAUUAUCACCCGUUAUAGUAUGCGGAGAUUUCAACUCGGCACCGUUUAGCAGAGUCUACAGACAUCUUAUUAGUAAAACUUCUGACUUGGAUAAAAAACUUAAAAAUAAUUAUAUGGGUCCGUGCUUUGAAUCAGAAAUAUACUCUGUGCUGGAAACAAAUUCUCUGGCAAAGGCUCUGAAUCUUCGUGACCUGACCCACUCCCUAGAUCUAUCAUCUGUUUAUAACUAUAACUCUAAGGAUUCAGAUUUAAAGGAACAAGCAGUGGUAACCACCAAAAAUUCUAAUACGGGACUUAACGUGGAUUACGUAUUCUACACAGGUGGUGAAGGGGACGAUUUAUCACUAGACGAUAAGAAGGAUGGUAAAUUUAAGUUGGAAUCGCGGCUCAAGUUACUGGCCAGUUAUAAUUUGCUAACUGAAAUGGAGGUUAUGACUAAAAUGGGAGGCUAUUUGCCCAGCCGAUAUAUUUCAUCGGAUCACAUGUGCCUAGCUGCUAAAUUUUUAAUUCAUGACUGAUUAGAAUCUUUUAAGUUUAACAUUUGUGGAUUUUAUGCAUUGUUUCAUAUUUGUACUUAUCUUUUUAAUUUUUUUAAAAUUCCGUUUUUAAGGAUUGAGUUAAUAAAUUAUAAUAUAUUCGUUAAAUCUAUAUAUAAAUCAAAUAUUUAUCUGUAUUAUGUUUUAUAGAUGAUUACUCACAUUUUUUUAUACAGAUAAUUUAUAAUGCUGAUAUUCAAUUUUGUUUAUAUUAUCACACAGUCACCACAAUACUUUUAGUGUUGUUAAAUGGCUCGAUUUGACCCUAUUUUAAAAAAAGGCGACCUCGAUACUUUAUUUAUUAAAAUAUUACGCAAGCUUGAAGAAUUUGCUUAUAGAUGACACUAAGGUUUGGACAUAUAUUAGCGGAAACUCAAGGCUUAGUCAAUAUUUUUCUGGCUAAAAUAUUGAGUUAGCCGUUUUUAAAAUUGGCUCAAAUCGAGCCAUUUAAUAACACUACGCCCAUUCAUUUAUUAAAAAAAAAUCAAUUCAAUCAUUGCCAUUUUAUAAAUUUACCUCCUAAAUAUUAUUUUAAAUCUCAAGGUAAAAUAUUUUUGUUGCACUUUAUUUUAUCCUGGCU